AUGGCUGGCCCCAGCAAGUCCCUGGUCCUUGACCCGGCCCUCCAGAAAUACUACGAACUCAACGCCAACCGCUACAAGUACUUCCGCUGGACCCCGCGCCAUGCCUGGACGUCCAUUAUCUACAUGGUUGCCAUUCCCGGUGCUCUGACUUGGCUCGCCUACAAGACCGAGGGCAAGUACGAGCUUCGUGGCAAGCGAAAGGGUGACACCAUCUCCGAGUGGUAG
Molecule: messenger RNA, 225 nt
Organism: Penicillium subrubescens
Lineage: Eukaryota; Fungi; Ascomycota; Eurotiomycetes; Eurotiales; Aspergillaceae
Exons: 4
Coding region: 1-225 (74 amino acids)
Source: RefSeq, a predicted model, not a curated record